CGUUAGAUUGGGGCUGUGUGGAUGCGAGCGUCCUCACCGAGUAGCGAGACAAAGCAGUUUUCUUGUUAUGAACUUCUUCCUCCUCUUUCCGCGUCAAGGUCUUCGAAAAAAGAGCUGAUUUCAAGAGCCAAACUAGAACUGCUACAGGAGUCGUCCGCAGUAGGCGAUUGCACUUUUGCACACAGUGGAUAGACUUGGCCACCAAGGGUGCAUGGAGAAUUCUGAUCGAUCAGAAGUUCUCGUCUAAACGCACAAAUAACAGUUUUAUGCGAAGGACGUGCUGAUUACAACAAUAACAUUGGAAAAUGGUUCAACAAAGGAUAUUCCGGGCGGUUAUCAUGGGACCUCCAGGUUCAGGGAAGGGCACAGUGUCGGGGCGCAUAGUAAAACGUUUCGGAUUAUCGCAUCUUUCAAGUGGAGACCUUUUGAGAGCCAACAUUAAAGCCCAAACAGAGCUGGGUCUUCUGAUGAAGUCAUGCAUCGAUCAGGGUCAGCUGGUACCUGAUGACGUCAUCUCCCGUCUCAUCCUGACAGAGAUGAGGAGCAUAGAGCAGAGCAGCUGGCUGCUGGACGGGUUCCCCCGCACCGUGACGCAGGCGGAGACUCUAGACGGCGUGUGCAGUGUGGACACAGUCAUCAACAUGGACGUUCCUUUCCAGACCAUCAAACAGAGACUGACCUCUCGCUGGCUCCACCUGCCUAGCGGACGCGUCUACAACAUCGACUUCAACCCACCCAAGAUCUCUGGCCUUGAUGAUGUCACUGGAGAGCCUCUGAUUCAGAGAGACGAUGACACACCAGAGACCAUCACCAGGAGGCUGAGGUCCUACGAAAACCAGACACAACCCGUGUUGGAGUACUACAGGAGCAAAGGGAUGUUGGAGACAUUCUCAGGAACGGAAACCAACAAGAUCUGGCCUCUAAUUCAGGCAUUUCUGUCCAAAAAACUCUUACCCCAAAAUGAUAAGGUUGUUGGGAAAGCCUAGAAUCCACCCUGGGAACGGAUGGAUUAGUUUAACACACCUUAAAUUGAACUUAACUCUUUGGUCCAAACCAUAGCAGUAUCUCUGUGCCUAUAUAAGACCAUGCCACUUAGUACAACAUAUUGUAGUUGGAUAAGGACCACUUGUUCAACCAAUGUCACAUUCUGUCUGUUCAUUCCAUAUGUAGCCUGAUCCCAGAUCUGUUUAUGCUGUCUUGCCAACUCUUAUUGUCACUGUCAAGCUAAACAUCGAUCCUAGUAGUUGGCAAGACAGCACAAACAGAUCUGGGAUCAGGAUACUCCAUAUGUAACUUGUUGCUAGGUGAUGUGGAUUUGUGUCCUUGGUCUGUGUGUGUGUGUGUGUGUGGGGGUGGACAGGACAGGACUUGAGGCUAAAGUGCCAUUAUGUGAAGUGGUCUUGAAUUAAUCAAUGUUUGUUGGGCCAAGUGCCUGUUGUCGACUGUACUUUAUCAUGUAGUAGAAGUUUUUAAAUGAUCGAAAAUGUGAAUCACCAUGCAGUUAUUAAUACAUUAAAAAAAUACUGAUUUUA
Molecule: messenger RNA, 1532 nt
Organism: Oncorhynchus masou masou (cherry salmon)
Lineage: Eukaryota; Metazoa; Chordata; Actinopteri; Salmoniformes; Salmonidae
Product: GTP:AMP phosphotransferase AK3, mitochondrial-like
Exons: 5
Coding region: 306-986 (226 amino acids)
Biological process (GO): nucleobase-containing compound metabolic process
Cellular component (GO): cytoplasm; mitochondrion
Molecular function (GO): ATP binding; AMP kinase activity
Source: RefSeq, a predicted model, not a curated record